GGGACAACUGCAUGGAAUACGUGUCUGUUUCUCGUAGUCACAGUUUAGUUUCAAAAUGGCUGAGUUUGGUCGUUCCUGUUUCCUUAUGUCAAUUCACGAGUGAGAAAUUCAAUUAAAAGGAAACGUAUUUGUAAACAUAUUCGCGAUAGGAUGAAGUUAAGGACAGAGGUUUUCGUACUCUCCGUCAUUCUUUGUCUGGUUCUGUUUCAAGGCGCAACCGGACUUCUGCGAAGAUGUGUGAAUUGUAGAUCAAGAGGAGAUCUAGGAUCCUGUAAGGAUCCUUUCACUAUGAACUCGACGGCAAUUGAAAUGGAAAAAGGUGUCGACACUGUUCCUUGCGCAUCUGGUUGGUGCGGCAAAAUAAUUGAACGACACGGUUUAAAUAACGAGUAUGGUACCGCCACGCAAAGGCUUUGUUUCCAACGUGGACCUGACGAUGGUGAGGAACGAUGCGCGUUUACCGUGUGGAAUUACAAAAAGGUGUAUAUGUGCCUUUGUUUCGGGGAUCUAUGCAAUGGAACAACGAAAUCAAGCAUCUCCAAUGGUUUGAUUCUGAUAACGCUUUCCGUUUUACUACGAUGGUUCAUUUGAAUUUGAAUCGAAUGUAUAUUAUUGUAUAAAAUGUUCCUUGUAUUUGUACAUGUCGUGAUAUCGUCAAUUUGCAAGUAUAGCCAGUAUAGAUUUGUUAUUAAGCUUAAAUGAGCGAGAAAUAUGUAAAAAUAUACUCUAAUUUUAUUUAUA
This is a messenger RNA of Bombus pascuorum, 741 nucleotides long. RefSeq lists its product as uncharacterized. Gene Ontology annotation, biological process: sleep; regulation of synaptic transmission, cholinergic; positive regulation of voltage-gated potassium channel activity. The transcript is spliced from 3 exons. The coding region runs from base 151 to 591 and encodes 146 amino acids. The record is from RefSeq and is a predicted model, not a curated record. NCBI's taxonomy places the organism in Eukaryota, Metazoa, Arthropoda, Insecta, Hymenoptera, Apidae.